AUGGCCAUGGGCAUCCAGCAGCAGAACCACCACCACCAGGGAUCACCGCCCAUGUUCCCCGGCGACUUUGUCGACUACGGCGGCCAGUAUGAGACAAACGACCGCCAGCCGCGAAACACCAACAACGGCACCGGCAACGGUCGCUACCGCCGCCCUCGAUCCCCCUCCCUCGACGACGACUCUCGCUUCACCACCGGCGCCCCCAGCGAGCAGACAAACUCGGAGCUGCACGACGCCGUCCUCGCCCAGGCGGCCCAUCAACAGUAG
Molecule: messenger RNA, 267 nt
Organism: Colletotrichum siamense
Lineage: Eukaryota; Fungi; Ascomycota; Sordariomycetes; Glomerellales; Glomerellaceae
Exons: 2
Coding region: 1-267 (88 amino acids)
Source: RefSeq, a predicted model, not a curated record